Tribolium madens (black flour beetle) is the source of this 1828-nucleotide messenger RNA. RefSeq names its product probable glutamate receptor. Gene Ontology annotation, cellular component: membrane. The coding region runs from base 113 to 1762 and encodes 549 amino acids. NCBI's taxonomy places the organism in Eukaryota, Metazoa, Arthropoda, Insecta, Coleoptera, Tenebrionidae. The transcript is spliced from 4 exons. Gene Ontology annotation, molecular function: glutamate-gated receptor activity. The record is from RefSeq and is a predicted model, not a curated record.
ACCAAGUACUCGCAAUUUGCCCUAUCCAAUACCACCAGCUUUUAUUACGUUUGUUUUGGAUGCUAGUUGUUUAAACACCAAACAAUUACUAGUCUUGGUAUGCAUUAAAAAAAUGAAAUUGUUUGUAUUAAAUCACUUUUUGAAGGCUAGUGAACAAAAACUUUUUGCUACACCAUUUAAAUGGAUUGUUUAUAACAACGAUCAUGUUGAACUCUCGGCUUUUAUUCAAGAACAUUUCACUGAAAUUAAUAUUUUAGUCGAUAGUGAUGUCACUCUUGCCACCAUAAAUCACACGAGAGACACAUUUGACUUAAAUAAAAUUUACAAGAUAAAAAUUAACAGUUCUGUAAUAAUUGAAAAUAUAGGAAUUUGGAAACGUGGUCAAGGUCUGACUAACACCGGCUACGAAAAAAUCACGUACAAGCGUCGUCGAAAUUUGCAGAAAACAGUCCUGAAAUCAUGCAUUGUGAUCACAAAUAAUGAUUCUUUGAACCACUUGACUGACAAGAGAGACAUUCAUAUCGACAGCAUCGCUAAAGUCAAUUAUGUCCUAGUGCAACAUCUCUCGGAUACAAUAAACGCAUCCUUGGAAUAUUCAGUGAGGGGUACUUGGGGCUAUAAAGAUAACAAGUCCCAAUGGAGUGGCAUGAUUGGGGAAUUGACAAGAAACGAAGCGGAUAUCGGGGGCACAGCCCUAUUUCUUACAAGCGAUCGGAUCAAAAUUAUAGAUUAUAUCGCAAUGACCACCCCAACAAGGUCUAAAUUUAUUUUCCGACAGCCGAAAUUGUCGUAUGUUGCCAAUGUUUUUACUUUACCGUUUGAUAAUUUUGUGUGGGCUUCUGUUUGCGGUUUGCUUGUCAUUAUUGCUAUUAUCUUGUAUAUUGUUGUGAGAUGGGAGUGGAAAAAGCGGAAUUAUGUUGAAGUUGUGAAUGAAUCUAACACUACAGAAAUUCACAAUUCGUGGCUUGAGGUUGUUUUUAUAACAUUUGGGGCUUUGUGUCAACAGGGCACCUCGUCAAUUCCUUUCAGUAUCCCCGGUCGAAUCACUUUAAUUUUCCUCCUGGUGUCCCUCAUGUUCUUGUACACAUCUUACUCUGCAAAUAUUGUCGCUUUGCUACAGUCAUCAUCAAGUAGUAUUCAAACACUUCAAGACAUCCUCAAUUCAAGAUUAGAUGUGGGUGUCGACAAUACCGUUUUCAAUCAUUUCUAUUUCCCCAACGCAACAGAACCGAUCCGUCGCGCAAUCUACCAACAAAAAGUCGCUCCUCCGGGCCAAAAACCCAAAUUUUAUCCCAUAGAAGAAGGCAUAAGGAAAAUGAGACAAGGUUUGUUCGCUUUUCAUGUUGAGACAGGUCCUGGGUACAAAUUUGUCAGCGAAAUUUUCCGAGAAGAUGAAAAAUGUGGGUUACAAGAAAUUCAGUAUUUACAAGUGCCUGAUCCUUGGUUAGCAAUUCAGAAAAAUUCUUCAUAUAAAAAAAUGCUGAAAGUGGGACUUCGUUUGCUUCAGGAAAACGGGAUUCAGGAAAGGGAAGUUGGGUUAAUUUAUACGAAAAAACCGCAGUGUUUAUCGAGAGGGAGUAGUUUUAUCAGUGUGGGGUUGGUUGAUUGUUAUCCGGCUGCCGUUGUCUUAGCUGGGGGGAUUGGGGCGGCUUUGGUGAUGCUCAUCCUUGAAAUAUAUGUCCACCACAGGUUGGAAAAAAAACUUUUUUGUUCUUUUUUAGUGUUACACGAACAUAAUUUUCUUGUUUUGAAAUUGUUUUAGAAUCCAAUACUAUACCAGACGAAGACGUCGAUGAAUUUAUCAAUGGUGAUAAAUGGUGGAGGUGCC